AGAUACUUUUCAAAUUGCAGUUGAACUUGAGCCCUACGAUCGAGCUCCUUCACCUUUCUUCCUUGCUUCUUUCAGAAGCAGAGGGUGAGUGCUUAUGGAUCAUCGAACGAAGCCAUGGAAUCAUUUGGCCGACUUCAAUUUGUUUCUGUUUCUAGGAACUAUGGUUUGAUGUUGGUGCAAAGGGAAGAGAUCUUGUUGUUCUUUUACCUUUGACGUUAUGAAGACUCUGUUUCGCAUUUCGGUUGGAUUCUUUUUGGUGUUGCUAAUUUUUUACUGCAGCUUCGUUGAUUCCAAGGUGGAAGAAACUGCGAACUCCAGUCUAGAUUCAAAAACAGUGAAUAAAGUAAACGAUGCAAGCAAGGACACUGGUUCUAAUAAGGUUCUUAAUUCUAUUUCUGCUGGUAAGGAAAAGGAGGAUGAACACCAAGUAAGCAUCUCAAAGGGGGAUGUUAAGAGCAGCGGGGAUACAAUUAAGAAGGAUCCUGAAAGUGAAACAACAUCGGAAGAAGGUGCAAAUAAAGUAAAGAGUGACGGUGGUUUAGUUGAGAAAGGAAAGAAUAAGGGAGAGAAAGAGAAGGGGAAGCCAUUAGAUAAUUCAGCUUCGAAGGAAGCGUCUAAGAAUAGUGGGAAGGACGGCAAUUUGGUAACUUCAGCAUUGAAAACAAAGGAUGGCUCUUCGGGUGAGGAUUGUGGUUCAUCAAAUAAGUGCACUGAUGAGGGAAAUAAGUUUGUUGCUUGCUUACGAGUUCCAGGAAAUGAAUCUCCUCAACUUUCGUUGCUAAUCCAGAACAAGGGAACAGGUCCUCUUACUGUGAAAAUUUCUGCGCCCGAUUUUGUUCAUCUGGAGCAGAGUGAAGUUCGACUUCAAGAGAAAGAAGAUAAAAAGGUAAAAGUUUCAGUCAGCAAUGGUGGAGAUGGAAAGGUGAUCAUUCUGACUGCAGGUAGCGGCCGUUGUAGUCUUGAUUUUAGGGAUCUUGUUGAACGCAAUAUUGCCAAAGAUUCUGAUGAUCUUCCCAAGUCCCCACGGUUCAGCUACCUGGCAAAGCCACCUAUUAUUGCAUUUUUAGCUUUUUCUGUAAUUCUGACAAUUGCAGCUGCUUCAGUGUUCAUUAGCAUUCGUCGUAAAAGUUUUGCUAGUAGCAACUCUAAAUACCAAAGGCUGGACAUGGAGCUCCCUAUUUCCAUUGGAGGUAAAUCCGUUGCUGACAAUAACGACGGAUGGGAAAACAGUUGGGAUGACAAUUGGGAUGAUGACACGCCACACAAACCUUCCCUGCCUGUUACUCCAAGUCGUUCGUCGAUGGGCCUCGCCUCACGACGGUUGAAUAAGGAGAGCUGGAAAGAUUAGCCACCAGUGUCAGCUUCACACAUUCAUACACAAAAGAAAGAAACCGCUCGAAUGCCGAAAUCCGAUUAUCUGGGGUUCAAGGUACACUCAGCUCUACCCUUUUCCUGUCAUUUUAAACCAACAAGCAUAUGAUUGUUAUUGUAUUUGCAUCCAACAUCUUCCUUUGGCUAUUGGAUUGGAGAUGGAUGUGGUGGAUGAGAACCUCAUGAUGUCAUAAUGAAUUACUUUUAUUAUCAAUCAACGUAUCUCUUAACAAUGUUAUUAUUUUAAUAUGAUUCAACGAUGAUUGUAAUUACAUAUGAGAUGGCCUGAUGUUGGUUAUAAAUCAUGAAAAGUGACAGUCAAUGUGGAAGAAAAAACGGCCCAAUUAGACAGCUCCACGUGUAAUUACAAGUGGCGUCGGUGAUGAAACGACGGCUAAGUCACUGCUACAGUCAAACUUACCCAUAAACGAGGGCAUGAAGGAGAGGAAGACAACCAAACCACUCACUGUUACUUUAUUUAUUUAUUUUAAAUAAAUUGAUUACAAAUAUUCUUUUU
Messenger RNA from Cucurbita moschata (crookneck pumpkin), 1888 nucleotides. RefSeq lists its product as uncharacterized. The coding region runs from base 218 to 1348 and encodes 376 amino acids. The transcript is spliced from 5 exons. The record is from RefSeq and is a predicted model, not a curated record. NCBI's taxonomy places the organism in Eukaryota, Viridiplantae, Streptophyta, Magnoliopsida, Cucurbitales, Cucurbitaceae.